Molecule: messenger RNA, 1814 nt
Organism: Harmonia axyridis
Lineage: Eukaryota; Metazoa; Arthropoda; Insecta; Coleoptera; Coccinellidae
Product: thymidylate kinase
Exons: 2
Coding region: 139-789 (216 amino acids)
Biological process (GO): dTTP biosynthetic process; dUDP biosynthetic process; dTDP biosynthetic process
Cellular component (GO): cytosol; mitochondrion; nucleus
Molecular function (GO): ATP binding; dTMP kinase activity
Source: RefSeq, a predicted model, not a curated record
UUUUAUUACUAACCUAUUUUUAUUCAGAGUUGAAAUUUGCCGCCACUUUUCAUCACCGUACCGGAUGGGUGUAAAUGUAAUAGAUUCAUUUGAUUAGGCUUUAAUUUUGUUCUAAUAUAAAAUAUUGCUUUUUUCGAUAUGAGUUUGAAAAGAGGUGCUCUAAUUGUAAUAGAAGGCGUAGAUCGUUCUGGAAAAUCAACUCAGUGCAAAAAAUUAGUGAAAUCACUUGAGGAUAAAGGAAUUAAGGCCAAAUUGAUGAAUUUUCCAGAUAGGACAACUCACACAGGCGGCUUAAUCAACAAAUAUCUUACAGAUAAAAGUUGUGCUCUAAAUGAUAAAGCUAUUCAUCUCUUAUUUGCUGCAAAUAGAUGGGAAAGUUAUGACAAUAUGAAGAAUUUAUUGAACCAAGGAUGCACUUUAAUAGUGGAUAGAUAUUCCUAUUCAGGGAUUGCUUUCUCAUCGGCAAAGAAACAUAUGGACAUCAAUUGGUGUAAACAGCCGGAAAUAGGUCUCCUCAAACCAGACUUAGUACUUUUGCUCACUUUAUCAGAUGACCAAAUGAUAAAGAGGCCUGGGUUUGGAGAAGAGAGAUACGAAGAUUUAAAUUUCCAGAAAUCUGUUUCGGAAAUCUUCAAAACUUUUGCGGAAAGAGAAGAUAAUUGGAAACAAAUGGAUGCUAGUGGUACAAUUGAGGAUGUACAUGAAAAAUUACUACAUGAAGUUUUGGAUACAUUGAAAAACAUGGGAACAUCACCCCUACAAAUGUUGGAUUUUCGCAGCAAUAAUUAAUAAUUUAGCAUAAUAAGGAAUAUAUAUGAUAUUAUACAGGGUGAGUUUUUGACUUGUCCAUAUAUUUCAACCGAAUAUUUCUGAGGUCGGAGGAAACACUUUUUAGUUAUAUCUCGCAGAUGGAAUGGAAUAGAAGGAACUGAUUUUCGGAAUAUAGUUUUUAUUGAUGUGAUGAAUCUUUUCUGAACAUAAAAUUCCAUCAAAGUCUGGUCAAUUCCAGAAUGCUAUACCAAGAGAGAAAAAAAUCGAAUAGGAAAAAAAAUAAAUAAGAAGAAAGUGUGUGAUAAUAAACUACUCUUUUGUUGGCUAAUAGUCUUUACUUUCCACUGUAUAUACAAACUGUUUUUUAAUAACAAAUAUUACUGUAACUAUGGAAACUGUAUUUUCAUAAAAAUAUAUGAAUGAAUUGAUUGAAUAUUAUUCAACUAAUAUCAAACUGGAACAACGUGUUUCUUUUGAUCUAAGGAUUCUUUGGUUGAAAUAUAUGUACAAGUCAAAGACUCACCCUGGAUAUUCUUCUUAGACAAAAAUAAGAUGAAUAAUUACAUCUAUUGAUGAAUUAUUUGUGAAAAUAAUAUUAGUGAGCAAUAUGGUUUUCUUCAUCAAAUAUCAUAUUUCUUCAAAUCUAUGUAUUUGUUAUCAACAAUUUGGUAGCAGUAUAUCAACUGACUUACCAAAUAAAUUAUUAUAGUAUAGAGAUUUAAUUUUGUCAAUUAUUAAGAGUGUUUCACAAUUAACCCAACCUUAAGAUAGAAUACUACAUAAUAUGACUGCUGAAUUCAAAUCAUUUCCUAAAACCACUUGCUUUACAAAACACUGAUUUUUAGUUUUCACAUAUUUUUUAUAAAUAAUAUUCUGUAUCCAACAAAGUAAAUUUUGUGGUAUCGUGGCUGUGUACUCGUAUAAAUUCUAGGUUAGGUAUCAAGUGAAAUGUGUAUUUAAACUCAAGUUAAAUUUUUCUUUCUUUAUUAGUUGGUGUUACGCACAGGUAAAUAUUUCACGAAAUAAAUACCUCUGUAAUUUUU